AUGGCGCUCCGCGAAUCCCUCCAGCGGCGCAAAGUUCGCAGGAGGCGAGAGAUGCUGCCGCAGCAAGUUGGCUUCGUUUGCGCCGUGCUGGCCCUGGUGUGCUGUGCGUCUGGCCUCUUUGGAAGCUUGGGCCACAAAACAGCUUCUGCUAACAAACGUGUUCUGCCAGACACCUGGCGAAACAGAAAGCUGAUGGCACCGAUCAAUGGAACUCCACCGGCUAAGAACUGCACAGAUCCUGCGAUCCACGAGUUCCCCACAGACCUGUUCUCCAACAGAGAGCGGCAACACGGCGCUGUCCUACUACACAUCCUCGGUGCUCUCUACAUGUUCUACGCCCUGGCCAUCGUGUGUGAUGACUUCUUUGUCCCCUCCCUUGAGAAGAUCUGUGAGAAACUUCAUCUGAGUGAAGAUGUGGCUGGUGCCACCUUCAUGGCUGCUGGAAGCUCGACACCAGAGCUGUUUGCUUCUGUCAUCGGUGUGUUUAUCACCCACGGAGAUGUUGGUGUGGGGACAAUUGUAGGCUCUGCUGUGUUCAACAUCCUAUGCAUCAUUGGAGUGUGUGGACUCUUUGCUGGACAGGUGGUGCGGUUGACGUGGUGGGCUGUGUGCCGUGACUCUGUGUACUACACACUCUCUGUCGUCGUGCUCAUAGCGUUCAUAUACGACGAGGAAAUUGUGUGGUGGGAAGGCCUGGUGCUCAUCAUCUUGUACGUGUUUUAUAUUCUGAUCAUGAAGUACAAUAUGAAGAUGCAGACAUUUUUCACAACCAAACAAAAGAGCAUUGCAAAUGGUAACCCAGUCAGCAGCGAGCUGGAAGAUGGUAAUGACCUCUAUGACGGUAGCUAUGACGACCCUUCUGUGCCAUUGCUGGGGCAAGUGAAGGAGAAACCUCCCUACAGCAAGACCCCAGUGGUGAUGGUGGAUGAGAUUCUGAGCUCUAGCCCUCCCAAGUUCACCUUCCCGGAGGCCGGCCUGCGCAUCAUGAUCACCAACAAGUUUGGGCCCAGGACCCGACUACGGAUGGCCAGCAGGAUCAUAAUUAAUGAGCGACAGAGGUUGAUCAACUCGGCCAAUGGUGUUAAUAGCAAGCCACUGCAAAAUGGGAAACAUGAGAACAUGGAGAAUGGAAAUGUCCCUGGGGAGAACCCUGAAGACCCACAGCAAGGCCAGGAGCAGCAGCCGCCGCCACAGCCACCACCCCCAGAACCAGAGUCAGUAGAGACGGUCUUCCUGUCCCCCUUCUCAAUGCCUGAGGCCAAAGGCGACAAGGCUAAGUGGGUGUUCACCUGGCCCCUCAUCUUCCUCCUGUGUGUCACCAUCCCCAACUGCAGCAAGCCCCGCUGGGAGAAGUUCUUCAUGGUCACCUUCGUCACGGCCACACUGUGGAUCGCCGUGUUCUCCUACCUCAUGGUGUGGCUGGUGACUAUUAUUGGAUAUACUCUUGGGAUCCCUGACGUCAUCAUGGGCAUCACCUUCCUGGCAGCCGGCACAAGUGUUCCAGACUGCAUGGCCAGCUUAAUUGUGGCAAGACAAGGCCUUGGAGACAUGGCAGUGUCUAACACCAUCGGAAGCAACGUGUUUGACAUUCUGGUGGGGCUUGGCAUCCCGUGGGGCCUGCAGACCAUGGUUAUUAAUUAUGGAUCCACAGUGAAGAUCAACAGCCGGGGUCUCGUCUAUUCCGUGGUGCUGCUGCUGGGCUCCGUUGCUCUCACUGUCCUUGGCAUCCACCUCAACAAAUGGCGCCUGGACCGGAAGCUGGGCAUCUACGUGCUGGUCCUCUAUGCUGUCUUCCUGUGCUUCUCCAUAAUGAUAGAGUUUAAUGUCUUUACCUUCGUCAACUUGCCCAUGUGCCAAGAAGACGACUAA
Arvicola amphibius (Eurasian water vole) is the source of this 1869-nucleotide messenger RNA. RefSeq names its product solute carrier family 24 member 4 (gene Slc24a4). NCBI's taxonomy places the organism in Eukaryota, Metazoa, Chordata, Mammalia, Rodentia, Cricetidae. The coding region runs from base 1 to 1869 and encodes 622 amino acids. Gene Ontology annotation, molecular function: calcium, potassium:sodium antiporter activity; calcium channel activity. Gene Ontology annotation, biological process: sensory perception of smell; calcium ion transmembrane transport; intracellular calcium ion homeostasis. The transcript is spliced from 17 exons. The record is from RefSeq and is a predicted model, not a curated record. Gene Ontology annotation, cellular component: membrane.